UGAGCCUAUCAGCAGGCAGGUGAUAAUCAGUUGUCCUCGUACUUUGCCUUCAAAGUGCGACCAUUGAACAGCUUGUGGCUAAGCGUUGGGAUCGUCCAUCAUCCCUUGGCGCUCGCUUGGCAGGGCAAGCAGGACCGCGGACGAUCCCGCGGACGAUUCAGGGUCACAGACCACGGGAUCUGUUUGGGCUUAUAGCUUAUAGCUAACGUGUUCAUUUACACCAAGGAUAUUUCUUCUUGUUUCUCUGUCUCCGCUUUUGUCCAUUCCCCGUGCUUGUUUGCUCUCCGCCGCCUACCUAGCGGGAGUGACGGUUUGAUUACUGAAGUCGGCAAAAUUCAUUAUGGAAUCUGAAUCUGAAUCUGAGUCUGCGGCUCAACAGCUCCCUCCUCCCGCUGACGACGCUGUUGGCAAUCCAUCUACGGCCAGUGCCCACCUCCAAGGGGCUCACUCUCAUUCUCACUCUCAAACUCAAACUCAAACUCACAUUCACACUCAAGCGUCCCCCCACUCUGCUCCCUCUCACACCCACCCUCACGCACUACCACCCCCAUCAACUUCAACAAUCCAAAUGAUGUUGACAGAAGAUUAUACACGAAUAUACCCUGUUCGAUCUUUAUUGUCGGACGUCCAACCUGAUCCCGAGGGUUCAACCGGUCCUGCUAGCAUUAUCAAUAUUGGAAAUAUAGGCGCAGGUGUAGGUGGCACUGGAGGGUCCAUCCCCGGUGCUGCUGGGACUGGCGUCCCUCCUUCUAUUUCCACUUCUGGCUUCAGUACAGGUACUUCUUCGACUCUGGGAUCUACCUCAAGGAACGCAGCCGGGACUACCAUCCCUGCCGACAGCGUUCCUCCCAUCACAACCCCAAAUACAAGUUCAUCACCCUCUCCGCCCAUCUUUCCACCAACGAGCCCCACAGCAAUGUCAGCGGCGGGAGGAGGAAUAGGAGGUUUCCAUGUCCUAAGUCACGUCCUCGAAGCCGAUAAGAAUGCACAACAGAGACAACGUCUGCGGAGGUCCAAUUCUAUUUCGUUACAGAUCCAACUACCUCCGUCUUUGUCGUUUGAUUCGCUGCCCGCUACCGCUGCUGCUAGGCAGGUCAGGGAAACCGGAACCGGUUGCGGUUUUGGGGACUCCGCCAGCACUGCUCCAACGACUCGGACGAGGUCGGAGAUACUUCUUCCAAGUCAGAAACUUACUGAGAUUGAUGAUACGAAUGCUACUGCUCGUGCUGAUACCGAAGUUCUGAACGAGACCGUGUCUCUUACCUCCCCUGCUGAUUUAUUAACUUUCCACACUGGUGAUGUCUCUAUAUUAAGGAACUCGGACAGUUUCGCCAUGCCGGCAGUGGGUGGCACUCAUACCGAGACCAGUGGUGUUUCCACGUCUCAAAGUCUGGAAAUGCCAUUGAAAGCAGAUCUAGCCCCUUCGUUGCACUCUCUGCCCAAAUUCAAAGAACCCAUCCUUACUUCCACUUCUGUGGCCCCCUCAACGGCACAAAAGGAUUCUGACGAUACUCCGCCAACAACAGUGACGCAGCAGACAUCAAGUCUUGCAGCAGGAGGUUACGUCCAUCUAGGUCCUGUUCCUACUUCCAUAUCCCCCAUCCCUCAUUCCAUGCAGAACAAAGGCCACUUGGCGGAUCAGUUGGAAGGAUGUUCUACUGGAUUGAGUUCUGGAGGCCUUGGGAAUAGACUCAUCGCGAAGUAUAGAGAGGAUGGUGAUGACCCUACUGUGGCUGGUUAUCAUCAAAGAACGACGGCAACGGAUGACGGAGACAUCGGUCCUGCCGUCGAUCCAGAUGCGCCUUCUGGCAUGGGAAGCGGAUUUGGUGGUGGUGACAGAAGUGGCAAUGAAAAUGGGAGAAAUGAGACGCUUGACGUACUGAACGAAGAGGAGAAUAGUAUGAGUGGAAGUGAGUGUGUAUCGGGGUCGGAUGGGGAUGAAGGUGAGGGGGAGGGGGGAGAAACAGAGGUUUAUUUCAGGACGACGAGGUUUAAGCAUGUUGAGACUUCUCAGGGUCAUUAUCUGUUGUUGGGUCGGGAAGGUCAAUUGGAACGGUGCGAAGAUGAGCCUAUUCGGACUCCUGGUGCUGUUCAGGGAUUUGGUGUAUUGAUUGCCUUGGAGGAGGAUGAAGAGACCGGGAACCUUGUUGUUCGACAAGUAUCAGAGAAUUGCACCGAAUUGCUCGGAUUGACACCCCAUUACCUCUUCAGUCUUGAAUCUUUCACAGAAACUCUCCCUGACCAUCAAGCAGACAUUCUCUGGGAUAAUAUCCAAUACCUAGAUGAAGAUCCUGAUAGUCUUAAUGAAGAUGGACCUCAAAUUUUCUUACUUUCAGGUUACGGACAACCUGGGAGUGUGAUUAUUGAAUCGGGGGAAAGCGGAAAUGAGUCUGAUGCGGGUGUUGGCGGCGCGUCGGUCGCGGGGAGUUUUCCGUCUGGAUCCGAGACUGCCACUGGGACUACGAGCUCUGGCGGGGUUUCAGAGGAACGUCGACAUUGGACUUGCUGGUGUGCUGCUCAUCGAGCUAAGGCUGGUCCUGGAACGACUCAAGGUGGAAAUGUCAGCGGGAAUUCCGCCAAGGGACGACAGUACCUAUCCGGGGAAUUGCCAGUGUCAUCAUCCACCAAUCACCAUAUCAUUUUGGAAUUCGAACUUGAGAGGGAUAUCUAUAACCCCCUGUAUCCCCCUGCUGAUCUUCCUAUCGCUGCUCGUGGGCCCCUCUCGCCUCCCACUACGAGCAGAAGUGACGGCAUAAGCAGUAGCGCUUCGAUUUCCGGAAAAGACUCUGUUGGAUCAGAUCGAACAAGCACGAAGGUCGAGAGCGGUACGCCCCCUCCGCAGCAUUAUACGCCACCGACGCAUCGUGGUUUGGAAGGGGAUGAAGAUUGGAUGCCUUCGGCUGAAGCUAUUUAUUCUAGUACGACGAAUAGGGCUAAGCCGAUCAAGGCUCUGGAGAGGAUGAGAUGGAUGGAAAGAACGGCUCACCAGAGGCUAUUGCAGCAGGUUGAGAGAGGAAGUGGUGGUAAUCGACAAGGAUACGGGAGUCAACAGAGAUCUAGACGUGGAGGGAGAGGUAUAAAUACGAUUCCAAGAAGUGGAGGUACUGGGACCCUUGAUGUCUUUGCGGUCUUGGCUCAAGUGAACGAACAGCUUUCCGCUGCGCCAGAUCUGCAAACUUUUCUGGAUGUGGCGGUGGGAGUCAUGAAGGAUUUGACUCAAUUUCACCGAGUGCUGGUUUAUCAAUUCGAUGAGCAUCAUAAUGGAUUUGUCCCUGCUGAGAUUGUCGAUUGGACUCGGACGCAUGAUUUGUACAAGGGGCUUCAUUUCCCGGCUACGGAUAUUCCAGCUCAGGCAAGGCAACUAUACAAGAUUAAUAAGGUUCGAUCGCUCUAUGAUCGCAGACAGCCUACUGCCCGAUUGGUUGGACGUACCCGGGAGGAUGUUGAUAGGCCUUUGGAUCUUACGCAUUCGUAUCUCAGAGCAAUGAGCCCUAUUCAUCUGAAAUACCUCGCUAAUAUGGCUGUACGGGGUUCUAUGUCAAUUUCUAUUGUUGCCUUUGGUCAAUUAUGGGGGUUGAUAUGCUGUCACUCAUAUGGAGAUUACGGCAUGCGAGUGUCGUUCCCUGUGCGACAGAUGCUUCGGCUUCUGAGCCACUCGAUCUCACGGAACGUCGAGCGUCUAAGUUAUGCGCAGCGUUUGCAUACUAGAAAAUUAGCAAGUUCUUCUAUAAGUACCAUCCCCACAGAUGCCCAUCCCACUGGUUACAUCGUUAGCAAUGCGGAAGAUCUACUUGGUUUGUUCGAUGCGGAUUUUGGAGUGCUUGUUAUCGGAGAAGCGGCGAAAAUUUUAGGACCAAAUGAACAUGGACAGGAUAUCCUGAUGAUGGCUGAAUACCUACGACUAAAACAAUUCAAAUUAAUGCAAGUCACGCAAGAAGUGACGAAGGAUUUCCAAGACUUGAAUUUGCCUAAUGGAUUGAAUGUGAUUGCCGGAUUGCUUUAUGUUCCGCUCUCAGCCGGUGGCGGAGAUUUCAUCGCUUUUCUUCGUAAAGGCCAACUUCGGGACGUCUCGUGGGCCGGACGGCCAUCAAAAAUGGAAGAUGGACAAGCCUCGUUAGAACCUCGUUCCUCAUUUAAAGCAUGGACCGAGAGCAUCGCUGGACGGUGUCGUGCCUGGACAGAUGAACAGCUUGAUACUGCGGGUGUGUUGGCUUUGGUAUAUGGGAAGUUCAUCGAAGUGUGGCGGCAGAAGGAAUCAGCACUCAAAACCACACAACUCACUAACAUCCUACUUUCAAAUGCGAGUCAUGAAGUGCGCACGCCCCUGAACCAUAUCAUUAACUAUCUCGAACUUGCUCUCGAGAGUCAACUGGAUAACGAAACACGUAAUAAUUUGAGCAUGUCGCAUGCAGCCUCCAAGAACUUACUGUUCACUAUUAAUGACCUACUCGAUCUUACUCGCCUUGAAAGCGGUAAUGAAAUCGCCAACAACGAGCCUUUCGAUUUGGCGCAAGCUCUUCAAGACGCCGUGGAGGUCUAUCAAACCGAGGCCGUUCGACGUAGCAUUGAGUUCACGCUCAUUACACUUGAUGUCCCGAAGUUGGUCAUUGGAGACGCAAGGAAAAUUAAAACUGUGGUUGCAAACCUUACUGCCAACGCGGUUAAAUACACGGAGAAAGGAAGCAUCACUGUGGAAUGCCGCACAUUCAACGAACCUGCCGGCCUUCGCGAUUCGGGGUCAAAAGUCAUGGACAUUAUCGUACGCGACACUGGUGUCGGAAUAGGGAGCGCCAAACUCGAGAGUAUAUUCCGCGAGUUUGAACAGGUUGAACAAGCAUCCCCUCAGGCUGAGAAUACCUCUCCGGGAUUAGGACUGGGUUUGGCCGUCGUAGCUCGUAUCGUGGAACAACUCGGCGGGCAGCUCAGAGUUGACUCGAAGCUAAACGAGGGCUCUCGUUUCUCCUUUUUGGUCCCGGUAUCGGUUCCUACGCCUGAGAGCGGAUCUACUGAUCGGACGGUCGGACAAUCCAUCCGGGGCCAACGACGUGGAAACCGAGGGAGCAUUGCAAGCGGAAGUGGAGGCAGCGAAAUCGACAGUAUUGUUGAGGCAUUGUCAGCCAGUGUUUUUGAUGACGACGCUUCUCGCCAAGCUAUGAACUCGGAGCGGGCUCUAGAUCCUCGAACGUCAGCUCAAUCGGGGAGGUACAAAGAACGCAGGAAGUGGGGUCCGGAAAGGAAGGGUUACUCGGGAGAGGUCGAACCGGAGGGCUCCAAUUUCCCGGUUCGAGUGGCGAAAGUAGAUUCAUUAGGCCUAGAUCCGCCUCCGCUGGCCGUUACCAAGGGUCCUUCUACCAGCACUGAGAUUUGGCGGCAAACCCUGGGAGAAGCGGAGAAACCGUCGCCUCCACCAGCUGUUGGCCCUCCUCGGUUCAUUACUGACGAACCAUCACGGUUGCGAGUUCUGGUUGUCGAGGAUGAUGCAGUUAACCGGAAUGUACUCAACAAGCGUCUUUCCCUGGACGGACACACUGUGGCCGUUAGCGUGAACGGCCAAGAAGCGGUAGACAAAGUUCGUGAAGACCGCGCAUUUGAUUGCAUCCUGAUGGACAUACAAAUGCCUGUGAUGGAUGGCAUCGAAGCGACGAUCCAGAUUCGAGAGGUUGAGAAGCAGAGUCCUCUUCCAUUGGACGAAGUCAGACCAUCGCAAGACUUCAAUGGUCGCAUUCCUAUCUUCGUCGUCAGCGCGUCGCUGAAAGAGAGUCAACGACUUCACCUCAUGGACUGCGGAGUCGAUGGCUGGGUUCUGAAACCGAUCAAUUACAAGCGGCUCGGUGUCCUCAUUUCCGGAGUGACCGAUCUCCCCAAGCGUCGUGAUUCCGUGUACUUUCAAGGGUGUGAUUGGGAGGCUGGGGGAUGGUUCAAAGAAGCGCAACUCUCUGUCGGUUCCCAAACAUAGGGCCAUGCAAUGGUCUUUAUCACAGACGCACCUAUCCUCUCAUCUUUGGGUCGACUAUCACUCUGUCGUUGAUGUUUUCAAGUUUGGAAGGGUCCUACAUAAUUAACAAUUUGAUGCCGAUUCGGGAGUCUAACCGCGAUUGAAUAGUAGAACUCUAAUAGACUCCGCCAUCACUCAGAAUUUCCCGCGUGACGCACAUAAUGAUCACUCAUGCCGAUCAAUUCAGUAGCGUGGACGGCAAACUUUUUCUGAGUCAGGGUAUCCCAAAGUUUCCUUUUUUCGUCAUGUAUCAGUCAGUGUAGUACUGUGGUACAUGGUCACACAGACCGUAAUCAAGCCUAAAAAGCUGCCGAUAACUCUCACUCUAACAAUUUAUCUUGUGACUAGACUGAAUUGAUCUUCCGAAGGUUAUGUGUUAUUGGAAAAAAAACAGAAACAAAAUUCCGAGAUGAAAUU
This is a messenger RNA of Cantharellus anzutake, 6412 nucleotides long. RefSeq lists its product as uncharacterized. NCBI's taxonomy places the organism in Eukaryota, Fungi, Basidiomycota, Agaricomycetes, Cantharellales, Hydnaceae. Gene Ontology annotation, molecular function: protein binding; phosphorelay sensor kinase activity. The record is from RefSeq and is a predicted model, not a curated record. The coding region runs from base 341 to 5956 and encodes 1871 amino acids. Gene Ontology annotation, biological process: phosphorylation; detection of visible light; phosphorelay signal transduction system. The transcript has 21 exons.